Messenger RNA from Stegastes partitus (bicolor damselfish), 1904 nucleotides. Its product is annotated as zinc metalloproteinase-disintegrin BlatH1-like. NCBI's taxonomy places the organism in Eukaryota, Metazoa, Chordata, Actinopteri, Pomacentridae. Gene Ontology annotation, biological process: proteolysis. Gene Ontology annotation, cellular component: plasma membrane. Gene Ontology annotation, molecular function: metalloendopeptidase activity. The annotation marks the transcript as partial. The record is from RefSeq and is a predicted model, not a curated record. The transcript is spliced from 16 exons.
AAGUGCUGAUGGAGAUGGAGCUCACUUUUAUUGUCUAUAUUUGGCAAACAAUAUGAAACUUUAUGAUGUGGUGAUGGAAGUAUGACAAGUGACGGAAACUACCAUAUGGCUUAAGUACAAUUCCUGAGUCACUUAGCCACAACACUCAAUGAGUCAAACUGCUGAUUUAUGGCUUUUAAAAAAGGCAAAAAGAAGAAGAAGAAGCAGCUAAAAUUUAACUCAGCAAAAGUGACUGUCUGCACUUGGACAAUGACGCGGACACUCCUAUUGUGGGUCCUCAUCCUAAAUGCCUCACUCAAGCCCUCAGAGAGCCACGGUCCUGAGUUUGAAGAGGGGGAAGACUAUGAGUUGGUUCGACCAGUCAAACUUCACACAGUGAGAAAAAGACAUGCAGAGCACAUCAGACCUCAGACUGUUAAUUAUGCAAUGACCGUGGGAGGAAAACACAUUCAAAUGCAACUAGAAAAAAAUAAUGAAUUACUCACCAAAGAUUACACUGAGACCUACUACCAAGAAGAUGGGACUCGAGUCACCACAACACCAAAUGACAUUGAUCACUGCUACUAUCACGGGAGGAUUGUGAAUGACAGUGACUCGUCUGUCAGCAUCAGCACUUGUGAUGGACUCAGGGGUUACUUCAGAACGUCUGCCCAGAAGUACCUGAUAGAACCGCUGUCAGGUGAUGAUGAAGGAGAUCAUGCAGUGACGACAUUUAAUGAGAAGAACUUCACACCUGCAGUGUGUGGCGUCACCAACACCAGCUGGAACGAUGACUUCGAACCUCCAACAAGUCGCAGUCGCUCCAGAUCAGGGGGUAUUUCUAUUGUUCAGCAACAGAAAUACAUCGAGCUCUACCUUGUUGCUGAUAACCGUGAGUAUGUGAAGAUGAAGAGAGAUCAGACAGCGCUGAAAAAGAGGAUAUUUGAAGUUGUCAACUUUGUCAACAUGGCGUACAAACCUCUGAGAACCUUCAUUGCUCUAGUGGGACUAGAGAUCUGGUCCAAUGGUGACUUGAUAUCGGUGACACCUCCUGCUGGGGCCAACCUGGAUGCUUUCAGAACAUGGAGGAACACUGAGCUUGUGAAGAGGAGUAAACACGACAACGCACAUCUCAUCAGUGGUAUUAACUUUGAGGGAGCCACUGUGGGUCUGGCUUACAUCGGGACUCUCUGCUCGGGUCACUCUGUUGGUGUCAUACAGGAUCACAAUGACCGAGCAAUUGCAGUGGGAGCGACGCUGGCCCAUGAGAUGGGCCAUAACCUGGGCAUGGACCAUGAUGACUCCAGCACCUGUGCUUGUUCUGGGGAUAGCUGCAUCAUGGCUGCAGCCCUCAGUUGGAACGUUCCUCGGACUUUCAGUAGCUGCAGCAGCAGCCACUAUGAAAAAUACCUGAUGAACCGAAGCCCCAGCUGCAUGCUGGACAAACCAGACUACAAGAGUAUAAGGGCUCCCGCAGUGUGUGGGAACGGUUUUAUGGAACAAGGAGAGCAGUGUGACUGUGGCACUGUGGAGGAGUGCACCAACCCGUGCUGUAACGCCACCACCUGCAUGCUGAAGGAAGGUACACAGUGCGCUGACGGCGAGUGCUGUGAAAACUGUCAGAUUUCAUCUAGCUCCAGAGAGUGUCGCAGGAAGCAGGACGACUGUGAUCUGGCAGAGUAUUGUGAUGGGAAGAGCGCCACCUGUCCUGAGGACAUGUUUGCUGUGAACGGGCUCCCGUGUGAUGGAGGUCUGGGUUACUGCUACAAUGGUCAGUGUCCACAGAGGCCAAACCAGUGUGUCAAGAUGUAUGGAUCAGGUGCUAUCGAGGCCCGCAGGUCCUGCUAUGACCAGAACAAGAGGGGAGUCUACUACGGCUUCUGCAGACGUCCAUCAAAGGACCAGUACAUCCCCUGUCAGCGAGA